GCCUAUUUGACCAUUUAUAAUAAUCCCAGGCUCCGAUGAUCUGAUCUGCACCGACUUGAUGCUCUUUUGAUCUAACUAUGAACUUACAAAGAGAGCUUCUGCAUCUCAGAACUCAGAAGCUUUAUAUACAAUGACUUUAUGAUUCGAUUUUGAUUUAUAUGACCGUUUAUCAGAUAUGGGGAGAGGAGGAUCAUUGAUAACGAUGAGGGCAUUCGAUUGGAAGGCGGGGCAGAUAAUAAUGGUGGCACUCUUGGUGAUGAUUGGAUCUUUCUACACUGGAACUCUCUUCGGACCCAAAGAUUCUUACUUUUCUCCUUCUCUGCACCCUCCUGAACAGAACCCGCAAGAAGAACAGGUCGCGGUCAGUUCGAAUCCCAACUUAUCUUACACUGCCUCUGGUAGUCCGACAUUUACAAACAAAGUUGCUCUUACUUAUCGAAUGGUACCACUCACUAUACCAGAAACUGGGAUGAAUGUUUGCCCUCUUAAAUUCAACGAGCAUAUCCCAUGUAAUGAUGUGUCCUAUAUUAAAGAGUUACUGCCAAAAUUAGAUCUUACUAGGAAGGAAGAGCUAGAGAGGCAUUGUCCUCCUCUAGAGAAGCGCUUGUUUUGUUUGGUUCCACCUCCGGUGGAUUAUAAGGUACCAAUCAAGUGGCCUAUUAGCCGGGAUUAUGUAUGGCGAAGCAAUGUCAACCACUCACAUCUUGCUGAAGUGAAAGGAGGACAAAAUUGGGUGCAUGAGAAGAACCAGCUCUUGUGGUGGUUUCCAGGAGGUGGAACUCAUUUCAAGCAUGGAGCAUCUGAAUACAUUCAGAGAUUGGGAAAUAUGACAACCAAUGAGAAAGGUGACUUACGUUCUGCAGGGGUAUUUCAAGUGCUUGAUGUUGGCUGUGGUGUUGCUAGUUUUUCGGCAUAUCUUCUUCCACUAGACAUAGAAACUAUGUCCUUUGCUCCAAAAGAUGGUCAUGAAAAUCAAAUUCAGUUUGCUUUAGAACGAGGGAUUGGGGCUAUGAUUUCUGCUUUAGCUACUAAACAAUUGCCAUAUCCAAGCGACUCCUUUGACAUGGUCCAUUGUUCUAGAUGUCGUGUUGAUUGGCAUGAAAAUGAUGGUAUACUACUUAAGGAAGUGAAUCGUCUAUUGAGAUUAAAUGGAUAUUUUGUCUAUUCAGCCCCACCAGCUUAUAGAAAGGAUAAGGAUUUUCCAGAGAUAUGGGACAAGUUAGUCACAAUUACUUCUGCAAUGUGUUGGAAACUAAUUGCCCGACAAGUUCAAACAGCAAUAUGGGUCAAACAAGAAAAUAAUUCAUGUCUUCAGCAAAGUGCAGAUCAACAGCUUGUGAAAUUAUGUGAUUCUGAGUCUACUAUGCCAUCAUGGAAAACACCAAUGGGAAAUUGUGUUACACUAAGUAACACGAUAUAUAAUAACUCUAAAAAGCUCCCUCCACGGCCUCAACGACUUUCAGAGUAUUCACAAAGUCUCGUAACAAUAGGUGUUGAUCAUGAGAAGUUCUUGUCAGACACAAUCUAUUGGCAAGACCAAGUUAGGCAUUAUUGGAGGUUGAUGAAUGUUAAAGAGAAAGAAAUACGUAAUGUGAUGGACAUGAGUGCUUUCCUUGGUGGAUUUGCAGUGGCUUUGAACACAUGGCCAGUCUGGGUAAUGAAUGUAGUUCCUGUAAGCAUGAACAAUACCCUAUCUGCCAUUUAUGACCGUGGGUUGGUUGGCAGUUUUCAUGACUGGUGUGAGCCAUUUUCAACAUAUCCACGGUCGUAUGAUCUGUUGCAUGCCAAUCAUCUUUUUUCUCACUAUAGAAAUCGUGAAGAAGGUUGUUUGAUGGAAGAUAUUAUGCUGGAGAUGGAUCGUAUGCUAAGGCCUCAGGGAUUUAUUAUUAUUAGAGAUGAAGAAACUGUUGUGAGUAGGAUAAGAGAUCUAGCUCCAAAGUUUUUUUGGGAUGCCCAGUUACAUUUUCUAGAAGAAGAUGACCACUCAAAGAAAACAGAAGCCGUCUUAUUGUGCAGGAAAAAAUUCUGGGCAAUCGUUUGAUGCCAAAUUUUGCUCUGGGCAACAUCACUCAGCAAUUCUGUGUUCUACUUCAUUUCAUCUUUAAUUAAUUAAUUAGUUUUCGAAGACAACUGAGUGAUUGACCAAUUGUAACUAGGGGUACUCCUGGUGCAGUUCUCUACUGGCCUGCUCCGUGCCAAAAGAAUUGCUUUACCCGUGAUGGAGGAUUGAAAAAUAGGUACAUGUCCGGUCUUCGGCCUAUUCUGGUUCCAGGUUCGGUGCUUUCACCUAUUAAAAAUGUGUUCCGUCAAGGCCAUUUUACGAGGAGCUGGAAUCAAAAUCGAUUUAAACCAGUUGUGGGACUAGUUCUGGUCUACAAUUGGAUUACUGCCCAAUAGAGUUUAGGUGCCGUGUAUGUGCAAAUGAGGAUGUAAUCUAACUUGAUAAGAGAAAUCAGAAAAUUUCUAGUGUUAGAUCUAGACCAAAAGUGGUUAAGGGUUCAGUUUUUUUUAUAAUUGACAUUGUAUUAGAUUGAGGUUGAUAUUAAUAGUUGAUACUAAUGAAUAACAAUGGACCGUUAGAUUUUUUGGUUUGACCAAAUAGUUGACAGCCUGACAGGUUGAGUGCAUUUCUGCGUGUGUGUGACUGUGUGAUAGUCUUUGUGGGUGUAAUUGUUAACCAUCCCUAAGGGUCCUAACCCUAGUGACAUUCCCUCGCUACAUCCACCGGUAUGGAAUACUCAUGGAGUCAUGGUGGAUUAAUUAAUGUUAAUAGUUGUCUGUGAUCCAGUCAUGUUUUCUCUAAUUGUUU
This is a messenger RNA of Cuscuta europaea, 2809 nucleotides long. The record is from the annotation of a GenBank genome assembly. Lineage: Eukaryota; Viridiplantae; Streptophyta; Magnoliopsida; Solanales; Convolvulaceae.